Messenger RNA from Lepus europaeus (European hare), 5840 nucleotides. It is a transcript of the gene HUS1, whose product is annotated as HUS1 checkpoint clamp component. Gene Ontology annotation, cellular component: checkpoint clamp complex; nucleolus; site of double-strand break. The record is from RefSeq and is a predicted model, not a curated record. Bases 63 to 1031 code for a protein of 322 amino acids. Lineage: Eukaryota; Metazoa; Chordata; Mammalia; Lagomorpha; Leporidae. The transcript has 7 exons. Gene Ontology annotation, biological process: mitotic DNA replication checkpoint signaling; telomere maintenance; meiotic DNA integrity checkpoint signaling.
UCCGGGCCGGGCCGCUGGCGGCGGGACGCGUGUCCGCCGCCGACUGCGCUCCCCGCGCCGACAUGAGGUUCCGGGCCAAGAUCGUGGACGCGGCCUGUCUGAACCACUUCACCCGCGUGAGCAGCAUGGUAGCCAAGCUGGCCAAGACGUGCGCGCUGCGCCUGAGCCCGGACAAGCUGCACUUCAUCCUGUCGGACAAGCUGGCGGGCGGCGGCGCCAGCCUGUGGUGCGAGCUGCGGCAGGAGGACUUCUUCAGCGAGUUCCAGAUGGAGGGCGUCUCGGCCGACAGCAACGAGAUCUACCUGGAGCUGACGUCCGAGAACCUCGCCCGCGCCCUGAAGACGGCGCCGAACGCCAGGGCGCUGAAGGUCAAGCUGACCAACAAGCACUUCCCGUGCCUCACCGUCUCGGUGGAGCUGGUGUCCAUGUCAAGCAGUAGUCGCAUCGUGACGCACGACAUCCCCAUAAAGGUCAUCCCGAGGAGAUUGUGGAGGGACUUCCGGGAGCCCUGCAUCCCAGAUGCUGACGUUAGCAUUUAUUUACCUGUCCUGAAGACCAUGAGGAGUGUGGUGGAAAAGAUGAAAAACAUCAGCAACCACCUCGUUAUUGAGGCAAACCUCAAUGGAGAACUGAACUUGAAAAUAGAAACGGAGCUGGUGUGCGUGACGACUCACUUUACAGAUCUGGGGAACCCCCCGCUGGCCUCUGAAAAUGCCUCCCAAGACAGAAGCCCGGAACAGAUGGCCGAAGUGCACAUAGACAUCAAGAAGCUGCUGCAGCUCCUGGCUGGGCAGCAGAUAUUGUGCAUAACAGGAUUGUUCACUUUGAUCUGCUUCAUGAAGACGUCUCCCUCCAGUAUUUCAUCCCGGCCUUGUCCUAGCAGCGUCUCGCCUGGUAGGACGGGACCGGUGAACGCAGGGACCUUUGUCCUGACGGCGGAGGCCGUGCCUGGGAGUCCUGAGGUGUUCGUCUGUCCUCACUGUGCCACCGAUCUCCCCGCGGUGCUUACUCCGUCCCGCUGGAGUGUUUGAACUUCAGAUGGAGUUAAUGACGUACAGUUGGAUAAACACUGCUUCGCGUUACGCACGUCUGUCUGGUUUUGCCUUGAAGACAUCGAGAACGCUAGGGUUCCUCCAGACUUUAAGCAGCAGUUUCUGGUUGACGCCAUAGAGGGCUCAGAACUGGCAAGAGUGGCUCCAGCUCAGCACGGGGCCAGCUCACCCAGGGCACCGGCACCGGCACAGAAGGGCCGCCUCCCAGUCACCUCCGUGCUGCAGCGUGUGGUGCCUCCGUCUGAUGCGCGAAGACACAAGCCCACUCCCCUCUGGGUGCUUGGACAGCAGCCACGCAGGCCGCGUUCCCGCCCCUCGGCUUCUCCCGGAGGCAGUGUAGGCCUUGGGCUGUAGUCACUUAGCCUGUCCUCCCUCUGGGGUUGCGAGUGGCACUUGUAAGUCAGCCCUGUCUGAGGGGAGACAGUCACACGAAGAGGACGGUGGGGCUGGGGGCUGUGGCGAGUGACGGGAUUCCAUUCAGUGAUGAGCCUGAGCCCGGGGGGACCCUGGAGACUAUGUCCAGACACACGCUCUGCUAUCUCUGGUCGCUGCUGGCAAGGGCACCAUCACCACGUGAGGCCCUGGGCCUGCGCCUUCCGAACCAGGAGCCAUGAUCAACGUUGUUUCUAGAUGCUCGCAGAGCUGGCUCAGCACCCGUGGGUGCCUCUUGUUCCCCUGGGAGGGAGCCCACCCUGUUUCUCGUGCAGUGAAAUCCCAGCCGUCCUGUGUGCAGGCUCCCGUGAGACAUCAUCUCGAUGUCUCAGCACAGAGACCUGAGUUGCUCACCAUUUGGUGAAGAAACGGAACAUCAUCAAAAAUGAAAAUUUCUCCCUUUGUUUCUUCUUAUUUGGUAAAACCAAUCUAUUUGAAUAACUUCAGAUGCUUCACAGUGCUAGUUUAAACGGGAUGCCGUAUUGUGUUGAAUAAUGUUUUAAAAUCAGAGACAUAGUUUGGAAAGACUCUCUCUCUUCCUUGGUGUUUACAAAUUCUAGCCACAAAGUCGUUAUUUUACCUCCAAGUAGUGAAGGGGGUUUUUAUCGUGCAACAUGAAGUGACACGAGCACAGUUUUGUGACUCUCAACUCUGUCACUGAGCGCCAUACUGACUGAGCAGUCUGCAGAAUGUUCGUUGUCAGACGUCGCCAGUGUGGAUUCUGUGGGUGGCCUGUGACGUCGUCUCCACUGCCGCGUGGCUGCAGGAGCCCGCGUGGGGCCUGUUUCUGCCUCCCCAUGGCCCCCACCAGCCUGAAAAGCUGUCGGUCAGCGGAGGGCACCCACAGAAGACCACAGUCUAAGAGGGCACCCACAGAAAACCACAGUCUAAGAGGGCACCCACAGAAGACCACAAUCUGAUGCAGGUGCAGUGGGGUCCACUGACCAGGAUGCCACAGUGAAGUUUUAUCUCAAGGAACAGUCCAUUUAGAGGGACAAAUUCAAUCUGAAAAAGUAACUUUUGAGACUGAGUACCCAGUUCUCUAACCAGCUCUCUGGACCUGAGAGCCAGCCCUCUUGGCUGUGUCUGCAGAAGGGUUGGCGUUUGUGGAGGCUGUCCUCGUCCUCGGUGGCCCGGGGCCCCGCCCCCGAAAGCAGACACAUCCUGUGCAGGGGGAGGGACAGGUGGGAACACCUUGCCGUCCUCAGCCCUCGGUCCAUCAGGCCUGAAGGCCGGCUGCUAGUGGUACGUGCUUGGCACAUGAGACCCACUCGGGGCCGGAAGGUGGCCCUAACAUUGGUCCUGGGCUGGAAUUCUGCUUGUCACCAGCAGAGGGAGAUUCAGUGACCCCUGUGUUCCUGGUUUAUCCAGUUGACAGCACAUUGUCUGAAGAGAGGCAGUUCUGGGUUUUUUAAUUUGCACGCUCUCCUGAAAGGUGUUAGGUCACACAUACUCACAUAGUGAGGCACACGCCUGGGUGGCCUUGGUGGGCUCAGAGCUGUGCAGCCACCACCAUGAUCGCGAUCGUAGUAGCACAGCGUCAUUGCCCAGUAGAGGUUCCCGGACCAUCAGUGGCCCCUCCCACCCUCUCUUCCUCCCGGAUGUCCGCUGGGCCCAGGCAGCCCCUCGUCUGCUCCUCACUGUACAUUGGACCCUGGAGAUGCCAUCUCACUCCUCGCUACCUGCACUUGUGUCUCCCUUGAUCACCGCUCCCCUCUCCUCCCCCACUUCGCACCCAAGCCCUUGGUGAGCACCUCUCUGCUCUCCUUCCGGGAGGUCACACGGUGAGAACAUGCCUGUGUGUCUGUUUCACUUAAGUGUGUUUUGGCAGGCUCCUUCCUCCGUGUAACUGGGAAUAACCAUAACGCGGUAUUUUAAAUUAAUAACUUAGUUUUGAUCACGUAAGAACAACAAAAAAAUCGAUUCUAUGACUCUGCUCACCCCUCGCAUUUUGAAUUUUUUUCAAGUGCUUAUUUCCAUCUACAUAAAUGAGAGAGGUCUGUCUGCUGGCUCACUCCCCAGAUGCCUGCAACAGCUUGGGCCAAGCUGAAGCUGCAUCCCAGAACUGUCUGGGUUCCCCACAUGGGCCGCAGGGGCCCAAGUACUUGAGCCGUCGUCUGCUGUCUCCCAGCAUGCAUCAGCAGGACCUGGAUCAGAAGCGGAGUAGCCAGAACUCAGACUGGCCCCAGAUCAGGAGUGUGGUGUCCCAAGUAACAUUUUAACCCACUGUGCCACCGUGCCACCCCUGCAUUUUGAGUUUUAUUCUUAGAAGAUCUAUUUUAUUUACUUGAAAGUUACAGAGAGAGAGGUAGAGACAGAGUGGUCUUCCAUCCACUGGUUCACUGCCCAAAUGGCCACAGCAGCUGCAGCUGAGCUGAUCCGAAGCUGGGAGUCAGGAGCUUCUGGGUCUCCCAUGUGGGUGCAGGAGCCCAAGGACUUGGGCCAUCUUCCACUGCUUUCCCAGGCCACAGCAGAGAGCUGGAUCGGAAGUAGAGCAGCCUGGACUCAAACCAGCACCUACGUGGGAUGCUGGUGCUACAGGCUGGGGCUUUAACCCGCUGUGCCAUAGCACUGGCCCCCAUUUGGAAUUUUUGUUGUCGCAAUUUACAACCUUUUUUAUUGCCUAUAUCCCAUAACCAGUUACUGUAGUUAUUAUUUUUAAUAGUCUUAUUAUAUACUUAUUGGAGUGUUCCCUCCAUGAGUUCACUCCCAGACGCCUGCAGCUGCUGACUAAGCUGGGCUGAAGGUGGGGCCUGGAAUUCAGUCCGGGUCUCCCAGCGGCGUGAGCCGUCACCGCUGGCCCCCUGGUCUGCAUGAGCAGGAAGCUGGAGCCAGGAGCCCAGGCCAGCCGCUCUGUUACGGGAUGUGGGCAUCGUAACUGGCAUCUUUUUUUUUUUUUUGACAGGCAGAGUGGAUAGUGAGAGAGAGAGACAGAGAGAAAGGUCUUCCUUUUGCCGUUGGUUCACCCUCCAAUGGCCACUGCGGCCGGCACACCGCGCUGAUCUGAAGCCAAGAGCCAGGUGCUUCUCCUGGUCUCCCAUGCGGGUGCAGGGCCCAAGCACUUGGGCCAUCCUCCACUGCCUUCCUGGGCCAUAGCAGAGAGCUGGCCUGGAAGAGGGGGCAACCGGGACAGAAUCCGGCGCCCUGACCUUGACUAGAACCCGGUGUGCCGGCGCCGCAAGGCAGAGGAUUAGCCUGUUGAGCCACGGCACCGGCCACGUAACUGGCAUCUUAACCACCAGGUCAUACACCCACCCCAAUAGUUUUUAUUUUCAUUUUCAUACUAGAGAGUUGAGUGACUUACAGAUCACGAUUGCAGUAUUAGAGCAUUCUGAAUUUGUGCUUUAAUAAGUUUAUACCACCAGCCAGAUGUUCUUGUCUUACUCGUUAGCCUCGUUUCAGUUUGAAGAUCUCUGGUUAGCAAGUCUGACGGUUGUGAGCUCCCUCAGCUUGGGUUUGCCAAAGUCAGGUUUGAAGGAUACGUGCUGGGCACAGCAUUCUUGGUGGCAGUUUUCUUCAGCCGGCUGUGUCGCCCGUUCCUUCCGCGCCUGCAGGAUUCCUGCUCAGACCUCUGCGGUGAGCAGUUUGGGCCCCUUGCUGAUUUCCGCCCACUGCCUUCAGGACCUCCUCUUUGUUUUUGACCUUGACAGUUUGACUGUAGUGCGUCGUGGGGUAGUCUGUCUUGGGUUCAAUCUGAAUUUCGGUGUCUGUUGAGUUCUCCGAUAAUUUCUGAUUUGUUUCUGGUGUUUUCUUGACAUUCUCGGACCUUCCUUAAGACAGCUUUGAACCUGUUCCCAGGAAGAUCACCGUCACCAUCUCUUCCGACCAGCCGUUAGCACCUUACGCUGUCUGCUUGGUGAUGUCGUGUGUCGUGAGAGUCGCGUGUUCGCUGGGAGUUCCCCGAGAUGAGCCCGGGAGUAGGCUGCUGGCGGGAGUGUGAGCUGAGACCCCUCUGCUGGAGGCCAGCUUCGUAUUAUUGAGCAUGGGACGUCUUAGAACGUCUGUCCCCUUCGACUCAGUACUUCCGCCUGCUGGGAUUCACACCCGGAUCAUGAUCAGACGUGUUCCGGCACAGCGACACCAAAGGCACGGGAAAUAGACUGUGACCCAAGGGGUGAUUGAUUUGGCCUGUGGUCUGGUUUCACACUAAGAAUAACGUGGCAGGAGAAGCGGCCUGCGUGGCGCCGUGUUUGACUUCUGGUAACAAAGCAGCCAGACGCUGGUAGCAGUGAUGGAAGCGGACUGGGAGCAGGACCGCGGCGUCCCUGGCUCCGUGUGGGUGCUUCUCGUUGCAAUCUGUACGUGUGUGCGUUUUCUAAAGAUGCUACAGCCAGUUUUGUACAAAAGUCAUUUUUA